Molecule: messenger RNA, 1320 nt
Organism: Periophthalmus magnuspinnatus
Lineage: Eukaryota; Metazoa; Chordata; Actinopteri; Gobiiformes; Gobiidae
Exons: 12
Coding region: 1-1284 (427 amino acids)
Biological process (GO): negative regulation of mRNA splicing, via spliceosome
Cellular component (GO): cytoplasm; nucleus
Molecular function (GO): mRNA binding
Source: RefSeq, a predicted model, not a curated record
AUGUCCGACAAAGAGGAGAUGUCUUCAGACGCGCUAAACGUUAUGCUAACACUGAGACUGCUCAUGCACGGAAAGGAAGUAGGCAGCAUCAUCGGAAAGAAAGGAGAAACGGUAAAGAAGAUGAGAGAAGAGAGUGGGGCCCGUAUCAACAUUUCUGAAGGCUCUUCCCCAGAGAGAAUCGUCACCAUCACCGGCCCCACAGAGGGAAUCUUCAGGGCCUUCUCUAUGAUCGCACUCAAGUUUGAAGAGGACAUAACGUCGGCCAUGUUGAACAGUAGCGUCACAAGUAAACCUCCGGUGACCCUGCGUCUGGUGUUUCCUGGGAGUCAGUGCGGGUCUCUCAUCGGGAAAGGAGGCUCCAAAAUCAAAGAGAUCAGAGAGAGCACAGGAGCCCAGGUGCAGGUAGCCGGAGACAUGCUUCCUGAGUCUACAGAGCGAGCGGUCACCAUCUCAGGGACCCCACAGGCCAUAACCCAGUGUGUGCGCCACAUCUGCUCCGUCAUGCUUGAGUCUCCUCCAAAGGGAGCCACCAUCCCGUACAGGCCCAAAGCGAUGGUAGCCGGAGCCCAUGCAGUCCUCGGCCCACAGCAUGCCGCACAAGCCUUUGCCAUCCCUGGACAGUACGCGUUUGCUCACCAAGAUUUCACCAAGCUUCAGCAGUUGGCCUUGCAGCACCUCCCCCUCCCCCCCCUUGGGCAGAGUCACCCCACCUUCCCUGGAUUGGACGCCUCCGCCUCUACGAGUUCACAGGAGCUGUCGAUCCCCAAUGAUUUCAUCGGCUGCAUAAUCGGACGCCAGGGCAGUAAAAUAAAUGAGAUCCGGCAGGCCUCUGGAGCUCACAUCAAAAUCGCCAGUGCAGCGGACGGUUCGAGUACACGCCAAGUCACCAUCACAGGGACUCCGGGUAGCAUCAGCAUCGCACAGUACCUCAUCUCUGCCAGUUUGGAGAUGGCCAAGUACACCAUGGCGGCUGCUUCCUCCACGACCCCGGUUGACAUGAACAUGACCUUCGCUCCCUCCUCCUCUUCUCCGGGCUCCUCUUCCUCCUCUGCUGCUGCCAUUUUCACCUCCGCGCAGCCUGGUUCUACACUUCCAGGGACCCUCACGAGCCCCCACUACGGGGCCCUGCCCAUGUCCUCUCUUCUGGGCAUGAAAACUCUCCCUGUCCUGACAGUCCACCCCUCCGCUGCUAUGGCGCUAACACAGGGGUUAGCUCCGUACACAGCCAAAAUGCCCACCGCUGGGGUCAAGAAGUCAGACCGACAGAAGUUUGCUCCUUAUUGAUGCAGAUAAAUUGUAAAAAUAAAUAGUUUGUCCAGA